UUACAAGGAAGAACCAGAUUCAAACUUCCAAAGAGAGAGAAAGGAAAAAGAAACAUAAACAAUGAAAAUGAAAAGUAAUGAAGCAGAAAAGCAUUUGGUAUAGGAAAGGAGGAGGUGGGUGGGUGCGUUGGGGGGGGAGAGAACUGAUUGUUUCUCUCCUACCACUUUUGCUUAGUAACAGCUUUAUUAAGGAGCUGGAAGGAUGGAAGAUAGCAUGAGGUGUAGCUUUAGAAAGGCUUGAGACCCAUCAUAUCAAAUUCAAGAAUUCGAAUCUGCGGAAGAUUUUGAAGCGAUUGAGGGUCAAGCAAGCGCAAGAAACUACUAAUUAGUUAAUACUACGAGAAUGGGACGAAAGAAAGCAAGUUGGUUCUCCGCAAUCAAGAGGGUAUUUGUAUCCAACACUAAAGAAAAGUUGCUGCAUGAUGGAUCAUCAUCGGAGAAUAAGUCGAAAAGUGGGAGCAAGGACAAGAAGAAAUGGGGAUUUGGGGUUCUUAGGCAUGGAGAUAGCAAUUCAUUCAUUAAUCCACUCCACAGAGAGCCAAGUAGCAUCGAAAAAAUACUCAGAGAUGCCGAAAGAGAGUUACAGAUCCCCAAAAAUUACUCCUCAGAGCAGCACCAACAUCUACCGAGGCCUGCGCCGGUGCAGACAAAUCUUGCAAUGCUGCCGCCGUCGUCGUCCGAGGAGCAACGUCGUCGUCGUCGUCCUCCUCCUCCUCCUCCUCCUCCUAGGACGCCAUCACCUGUUCCAAUGGCCCCUGGGGUCCACCAUAAAGAAGCUAUCCGCGGUAGCCCAAUAAUCAGUUCAAACAAUCACCAAACUUCAGCUACCAAGAUUCAAGCAGCCUUUAGAGGGUAUAUGGCUCGGAGGAGCUUUAGGGCACUAAAAGGGCUAGUAAGGCUACAGGGAGUAAUGCGAGGGCAGAGUAUCAAAAGACAAACCAUGAACGCCAUGAAACAGAUGCAACUACUUGUGAGAGUGCAAUCACAAAUACAGUCUAGAAGGAUACAAAUGUUGGACCACCAGGCUAUGCAACGCCAUAAUCUACAUAAGAUUGACAAAGAGCUAGAAAGCAGCUUGGGCAAGUGGACCACCACCCUACCAUCUGACACCGAAGAAUGGGAUGAUAGCCUGCUUACAAAAGAGGAAGAAGAAGCGAGACUGCAGAGAAAGGUAGAUGCUGUAAUCAAGCGAGAGAGGGCUUUAGCUUAUGCAUAUUCGAACCAGCUGUGGAAGGCAACUCCAAAAUCCGCAAAGGCAGCCCUGGUGGAGAUCCGGUCUGGUGGGCUCCCAUGGUGGUGGAACUGGGUAGAAAGAGAACUUCCUGGAUAUCCUUCUGAAAUCCAUGCAGCGAUGCAUACAAGAGUUGAUCAUCUGAGUCAUGAUCUAACACCUCCCCGCCGCCGGCCCCAUCAUUCAGACUCCCCCAACCUCCAAGGACCUCCGUCCACCGAUUACAGUAAGCAACUACCAACAAGGCUUGGUGGUUUUGAUAAUCUCACUGAAACACUUACACCUAGAUCUUCAAAAUCAGCCAUCACAGCAAACCCGAAGUAUGCACCGUUAAUCCUAUCUAAUAGAGGAGCAACAACAACAACAACAACAAAUACUAGCUCAACAGCAGCAGUGAUGAAUCAUGUAAAACCAAGGAGGACUGGUGCUACUACUGAAUUGUCACUUGAUGAUGUGCCAUUGAGGGACGAUGCAAGCCUUACAAGCUGCCCACCAUUUUCAGUGCCAAAUUAUAUGGUGCCAACUGUUUCUGCAAAAGCAAAGGUGAGGGCUAAUAACCCUAAGGAGAGGGAAACGAUGGUGAGUUCCAGUCAUGGCCGGAGAAGGCGUCUUUCAUUUCCUCUAACACAAAGCAUUGGGUCACUGAGGUGGAACAAGGUAUUCUCAACCAAAGAUUCUAGCUCUCACAGGAUGUUAGAGAAGAACCAAACUUUGCAGUCUAUAGGUAAUUUGAGUGUGGAUUCCACUGUUUCUUUGCCCGUUGGAGUUGGAAGGAAGCCUUUCAAACGAUUUGUGUGAUUAUGGUUUGUGCUUUUUUUUUUGGUCUGAUGGAGUGUGGAAAUGAUGCUUCUAUUGAUUUUUUUUUAUAUGGGAUUUGAUUUUUAGUUCUGUAGUAUAACAAUAAUAAAUAUUAUCAACCCUGGCCUUUAUAAAUGGAGUGAUUGAUAUCAUUGUUAA
Messenger RNA from Macadamia integrifolia, 2188 nucleotides. RefSeq names its product protein IQ-DOMAIN 14. The transcript is spliced from 7 exons. The record is from RefSeq and is a predicted model, not a curated record. Lineage: Eukaryota; Viridiplantae; Streptophyta; Magnoliopsida; Proteales; Proteaceae. The coding region runs from base 344 to 2029 and encodes 561 amino acids. Gene Ontology annotation, molecular function: protein binding.